Messenger RNA from Ceraceosorus bombacis, 307 nucleotides. NCBI's taxonomy places the organism in Eukaryota, Fungi, Basidiomycota, Exobasidiomycetes, Ceraceosorales, Ceraceosoraceae. The record is from the annotation of a GenBank genome assembly.
AUGGCGCGGACAGGCCAAGCUCAUUUCGAAGCUAGCUGGCGUUGCACAUCCUUGCACAUCCGUCCAUGCAAUCAACUGCCACGCUUCACUUGAAUCAGACAUCCCUCUUCCACCAUCACAACCAUCACGUCGUGCCUUCGUUGUGCACACAGCUCAUCGCUGCCCUCGAAACCUCCCCCGCUGAAUAUAAGACCUGCCAAGAGGGCAGGCCCGCAGCCACCACCAAUCAAAGGAAAGACCUUGCUAGUCCGCGUGCUCUUGGCACCGAACUCUUGGCAACCCUACAGGACUGAGCCUUCGCGAACAU